Messenger RNA from Chlamydomonas reinhardtii, 3742 nucleotides. RefSeq lists its product as uncharacterized. Bases 213 to 3494 code for a protein of 1093 amino acids. The record is from RefSeq and is a predicted model, not a curated record. The transcript has a single exon. Lineage: Eukaryota; Viridiplantae; Chlorophyta; Chlorophyceae; Chlamydomonadales; Chlamydomonadaceae.
CCUAGUGCAGCGUUUCCUUGCAACACCUGUGACAGCGGCUUUGGAGUACCACCACGCUUACAGGCUGAACGCCAUUCUGCUCAUUGCGAAAGCACAUCAAAUGACUAGAAUUUAGGAGCUUCGGAGGAGCGCUCUGAGCGGCCAUACACACAAUUCCCCGCGACAUUGCAGCGAGCUGUCAACCCAGCGAGCUCGUUGCGCAGUGGUGCUGCAUGGCACACGAAAACAUUUCAUUGACCGCCGACUGCGAUGACGGCGGAGCCGUGACGGAGCCCGAACAUGGCGGUCUCGCGAGCAUGCCUGCGCUGCCCCUUGCGACGCUGUGGGCGCACCUCUCUACCGCGAGCCGGCGGAACCUGCGUGCGACCUGCGCCUCUCUUCGCCGGGCCAUCGACUGGGAGCUGCUGCGGGCCUGCGUCGUGUGUGCUGGGGCGCCCGGCAGCUGCGCAGCCGCGACACCGGCGCCAGCAGCGGCCGCCGCCACGCUGCCGCCGCUGGCAGCCGAGGUCAUGCGACUGCUACACGGCGCCGUUUGCGACACGGCUACAGCCACGCACCUCGGCCGCACCUCGCGAGCCUGCCGCUGCAGCCGCGGCAGCUGUAGUGCCUCCGGCGGCGGCGGCGGCGGCACGUGCUAUGCGGCUACGGCUGCGGCGGGUCGCUACCAGUCCGUCCGUGCACUGGUCAUCACCCACGCCCCGCCGACACCACCACCACCGCCACCACCGCCACCGCAACCUGCCCCGCCUCCCUCCUCCAGCGCCACAGCCGCUGCGCCGCCGUACCCCUACUACCAGCGCUACGCCCCCGCGCCGCCGCCGCCGCCCCCGCCCGCCACCCUGCUCCGCUCCUUCGCCCACUGCCCCGCCCUCACCACCCUCAUCCUAGCAGACCUCCGGCCCUCGCCCGCGCCCUCGGAACGCGACCUGCUCGCCAUCGCCGCCGCGCUGCCCGGCCUCACGGCGCUUCACGUGCUGUGCUCGCCCGGCGCCCGUGCUGCGCGUGCUGUGGCGCCGCCGCUGGGCGGCCUGGCCGCGGGCUGCCCGCGCCUGCGCGCCCUCACUCUGGACCUGGGCCGGCGCGGUGUGGUGGGGGCGGCGGCUGCGGGCGUGGCCGGCCUGGGGCGGCUGACUGGCCUCAGGUCACUGACACUGGGGCUGGCGGACACGGACGGCGACGAACGGGAGUGCCUGGGCGGCAGCGGUGCGGCAGGCAGCGGUGUUAAUGCUGGUGGCGGUGGCGGUGGCGGUGGCGGUGGCGGUGGCGGUGGCGGUGGCAGCGGCAGCCCCGGUGGCAGCAGCAGCGAAGGCGCGGGCAUGGGCGGCGUGGCAGGCUCUGGGGAUGGCGUGGCGGCGGAGGCGCUGGCAGAGUGGGGUCGGGGGCUGGCUGCAAGCCUGUGGCUGCUGGCACGUGCCGGGCUGACGUCACUGGAGCUCCGGCUGCUGUCCUUCGGGCGUUACGAGCGGAGGCUGUUGCAGGCUGUAGCAGCCGGCAGCAGCAGUGCAGUGGCGUCUCAGGCGGCGGCUGGCGGAGGUGGCGGCGGCGGUCGCAAUGGCGGCGGCGACAUUGGUGGCGGGGGCGGCGGCGGCGGCGGCAGCGGGCUGCAACGCCUGAGCCUGCGGCUGAUGCCCGCGCUACAGCACGCAGCGCCGUCCUCCGCGUCUUUCGCCUACACGCUUGGCGCAGGCGGCGGCAGCUCCGGCCUCGGCGGCGCCUUUGGCGGCGGCGGCCUCGGCGGCGGCUGCGGCGACGGCGCCGCCACCUCCAGCUCCAGCUACUGCACGCCAUCCGCCUCCCUCAGCUACAGCCCGCUACCGCUGGGCAACAGCGGCACCCUGGGCGCCGGCGCCGGCGGCGUCACGUGGGCGCAGCCGUCGGAGGCGGACGGCAUGCUGGCGGCGGCGGCGGCGCUGCCGCGCCUCACGUCCGUAUCGCUGCCUGAGCUGCUGCUCACCUCCAGCCAGCAGCUGUCACGGCUGCGGGCCCUGACGGCCCUGACGGAGCUGAGGCUGGGUGGCGUCGUCGCCUCCGCAGUGACGGCGCCGGCGGCGGCCUCGCCGCCUGGAGGCGGCGAACGGGAUCCGCCAGCGUCGCCGCCGGCGCAGCGGCACGUGCUCCCGGGCGUCAGGGCGCUGGUGGUGGAGGCGGAGAGCCCGUCGUAUGGCGGCGGCGGCGGCGGCGCGGGACGGAGCAGGAUGGGUCUGGGCGGGCCGCCCAGUGCGGUGGUGCCGUGGUGGUCUGCGGUGUGCCCCGGCCUGCAGCACCUGACGCUGACGCUGCAGUACGCCGGGUGGGCGGCGGCGCGGGAAGGGUUCGACGGCGGCCGUGGAGGCGGCGGCGGCGGCCUGGGUCUGUUGUAUGAUCAUGGGGGUGGGGCGGGUAGCACAGCGGCUGCGGAGGCGCUAGGCGUGGCGCUUGCGCGCGUGGGCUGCGUGCGGCUGAUCGCGGCGGCGGCGCGGCUGCCGCUGGCGGGCGCAGUCAGCGGUGGCGGAGCCGCCAGCGUUCCCGACCCGCGUACUUGGGCACCCGGCGGUGGCGGCAGCAGUGGCGGCGGCGGCGGAGGCGCAGUAGCAGCAGCGAUGGCAGCAGCGGCGGGCGGCGGAGAUGAAGGGGGCAGUGGCAUGGCGCUGUCCGUACUGCGGCGCGAUCUGCCCAUUGUCAUACGUACGGCGGCGGGCGCGGUACGACACCUGGAGGUACACCUGGACGAGCCGGGACAGCUGCGGGCGCUGCUGGAGGAUGGGCAGCUGGCGCGGGCCCUGGCCGAUUCGCAUGCUGCAGCUGGUGCUGCCGCUGCAGCUGCUGCAGCAGCUACUGCCGGAGUGGCGGGAGGCGGCAGUAGCUGCCGCAACCGCAGUGACUGUGUUGGCCUUGAUGGCGGCGUGACGGUGAAGCUGGUUACUGCACUCGGGUUUGGGGCCGCCAGUGGUGGUGGCGGCGGCGGCGGUGGCGGUGGGAGCGGCAGCGGUGGUGCGCGCAGCUGGAUGGACAUGAUUCGGCUGUGUCUGGCGCUGACGGUGUUCGUGGAGCACGCCGGCCCCGCGCUCACAUGCCUGUGCGUGUGCGUGCCCGGACUGAUGGACAGCGUGUGCGGCGGCUGGGCUGGUCCCGGUCGCUACAGCCGCAGCAGUGACAUCGGCAGUAGCAGCAGCGGUUGGGCAGUAGCGGCCCCUGGCGGCGCACGUGACAUGGAAGCGGCGGCGUCGCGGGAAAUGGUGUGCGACUUGUUGGGGUCACUGGCGGGGGUGGCGAAGGCGUCUGGCGUGCUGCUGUGCCUGCGUGGGAGCUGCCUUCGUGACAGCGACCGUGCAGGGCUGGUGUUUACGCUGGAGCGAGCGGCGUGGCAGCGGCGGGAGCUGCAUGGGGUGGAGGGCGGGGCGGGCGUCACGGGCUCGGGGGCGGGGGAUGGCAGGGGGCUGCUGCUGGUGCCGGAGGCGGCGGUGGGGUGCUGUGUGGGUUGCUGGUCCGACCCGCCCGUGCAUGUUGUGCUGUGAGAGGGGUGCAGGAGUGCAGGUGUGGCGCGCUGGUCAGGGGAGCCGCUGGCAGCUGCUGCUUUGUGACGAGGUGUGGCUUGGAGAGACUUCGGUGCUAAGGCAGUUUGGUGUGGGGCUGUACGGUAUGUGGCAGGUUGCUUGAUGUGGGAACGAAGGGCUGGCACAAGCUGCUGGCGCUUAGGCAGCGUGACGGGCGUGGGUACGGGCGUGCGUGGCUGUAUGUGUUUGAUAUGGAAAGAACGCUUCGC